This is a messenger RNA of Xenopus laevis (African clawed frog), 1490 nucleotides long. It is a transcript of the gene sec22a.S, whose product is annotated as SEC22 homolog A, vesicle trafficking protein S homeolog. Lineage: Eukaryota; Metazoa; Chordata; Amphibia; Anura; Pipidae. Gene Ontology annotation, biological process: endoplasmic reticulum to Golgi vesicle-mediated transport. Bases 352 to 1260 code for a protein of 302 amino acids. Gene Ontology annotation, cellular component: endoplasmic reticulum membrane. The record is from RefSeq and is a predicted model, not a curated record. The transcript has 8 exons.
AUUGGGUCACUGUUAAUAUUUUUGUUAGUCUGCGGGCUCCCGGGAUACACCGCCCUUCGGUUUCCAUGGCAGCCUGAAAAGCAUGGCUUCCUGCGCUGUGGUUCCAGGAUGCAGCGCGACGGCCACGUCACGGAGGCGGACCGGGGCCUGUGGGAUAGAGACAAUUGAGAGCCCGAUUUCUUAACCAGAGGGGCAAGAGCCUCGGGAUACGAAGAACAGAGCGACUACUUGUACAGGGGUGUACAUAUGCCCUGGGAGAAUUUCAAAGAUAUUAGACAUUUUUGGAACAUAUGAGUGAUCCUGGAAAACACCAUUGUUGUAUUUGUGAUCAGCAGCUCACCAUUCCUGGAGAUGUCUGUCAUACUUUUCGCUUCGGUGGUCCGUGUAAGAGACGGACUCCCACUCUCAGCCUCAACCGACCAUGAACAGAACAUGUCUGUACAAGAGACAAAGAAGUACCUUAAAGUGGUUUCCAAAAAGCUGGAGCAACUCCCCGAUAGGUGCACGCUGAAGAGAGGGCCACACAAUGUUCAUUUCAUCAGCUCCCUUGGGGUCAGUUACAUGAUGCUCUGCUCAGAGAAUUACCCCACCGUCUUGGCCUUUUGCUUCCUGGACGAGUUACAGAAGGAGUUUAUAACCACCUAUGAGAUGUCCCAGAUCAACACUGCCAUCAGGCCUUACUCUUUCAUUGAGUUUGAUAAUUUCAUUCAGAAAACCAAGCAGAGAUUUAAUAACCCUCGGUCCCUUUCUACAAAGAUGAACCUUGCUGACAUGCAGACAGAGAUCCGACUUAGACCCCCUUACCAGCUGUCAUUGCAGGAGGCUGGCCUGGCAAAUGGCCUUAACUACAGGAAGCACCCGGAAUAUAAGGGUAUAGCUCCUCACCAGAGACUGGAGCCUCUGACAUUGACUGGCAUCAUCUCUUUGCUACUUACCCUGCUGUGUGCCGGACUAAACCUAAUCCGGGGAUUUCACGCUAUAGAAAGUCUGCUGCAGAAUGACGAUGAUUUCAGCUGCAUUAUUGCUUUCUUCCUGGGAACUGCAGCCUGUGUUUACCAGUGCUAUCUGUUUGCCUAUAGUACAAGCUGGAGAAAUGUCAAAUCCUUCCUGGCAUUUGGCCUGAUCUGUCUCUGCAACAUGUACCUUCACGAGUUGCGCACCCUCUGGCAGCUCUUCUUCCACGUGACAGUUGGAGCUUUUACUACGUUACAGAUCCGACUGCGGCAGCCGCAGAGUAAGUCUCCUGAUUAUAAUGUGUGACAAGACAGGUCAGAAACCCCAACUGGGACACUUAGUCACCCUGCUGCUCAUCUGCCCAUGUACCUAAACCUUGUGGGUUACUGCACAUUCCUCCCACAGGCACACGUGAACCUAUACAAGACCAGGGAUUUUAAUACAGUGUUUCUUUUCUUUGAGCAAGGACUUGCUUUGUGUUAUUGCCUUUGUAAGGCAGGGAUAUUGUCUGUAUAAAUAAACACUGCCUCUGGGGA